AUGCCCCCUGGGCCCAGGCUCUCCUGUCUCACAAAGCCAGGAGGCCCCAAAGAACCCGGACGUCAGCCUGGGGUGGCGGCUGCUGAGACCCCGCGCUCCACUGAGCCACCUGGAUGCCGGAUCAGAAAUCUAUCUGGGGACCUGCCCCUCCUCACACACAUACAGAUCUACACUGCAUGGUCCAGUGUGGCUGGGCGGAGGAAGGCCUGCAGGCCCAGAGAGAUGCCCAGUCACACGGCUCAGGAGUGGCAGGGGAAGGACAAGGCUUUCCUGUACACAAGGCCUUUUAUCAUGAAGGUCAUUGUCACCCAACUGACAAAUGGCUCACUCUCUGGGCUAUCUCAGGAUGGGCUAUCUCAGGACGGGCUAUCUCAGGAUGGGCUAUUUCAGGACAUGGCAUUAGAUAUGCCGGCCACCGUGGCAAGAGUGGGAGGUCAGAGGGCAGGCCUGGCUCGGGAUCCCCAUCCUGCCCGGGGGCCUGGUCCCAGCCGCUCGGCCCGUAUCCCUCGGCAGAAGGGCUGUGUCCCCCAGCUCCUGGUGGGCCAGACACAUGGGAAGUCCCCGAAGGAAUCGGGCAUCGAUGGAGGGCUGGGCACUGGGGAGGGAAAGCCUAGUCCCCCGGGGCUGCCCGGUGGCUCCGUGGUGUCGCUGGAUGUGAUCCCUCAGCCUGCCUCGGUUUCCCCAGCUGCCACCUGUUGGGAUCGCCGUGCUCAGUGGCAGGCGGCGGAGGUGGCCUCGGGGGACAGGAAGCGGGAAGCCCUCCUGACCCGCUGCUCCCUCCUUGCUCCUAGGAAGAAGACGUUGUACCGCUCGGCGGGCCUGUCCCUGCUGCUGCUCGUGGCCCUGACCGUGCUGCAGCGCGGCCUGGCUCCGGGCCAGUUCCUUUACCCUUCAUCCUCCCACCUGGCCAAGCCGGCCUAUGCGGGGUUCUGGAAGUUCUCCGGGAAGACCCCGAGCCCUGCGCCCACCGUGGCCACAGCCCCCGUCUGGGACGUGGUGGCCUCCAACUGCUCGGCCAACACCAACCUGUCCGGGCAGGCCUGGUUCCAGGCCCUGGAGCCCCACUUCCAGCAGUUCCUCCUGUACCGGCACUGCCGCUACUUCCCCAUGCUGAUGAACCACCCCGAGAAGUGCGCCGGCGACGUCUACCUGCUGGUGGUGGUCAAGUCCAUCAUCACGCAGCACGACCGGCGCGAGGCCAUCCGGCGCACCUGGGGGCGGGAGCGCGCGGCGCCGGGGGGCCGGGGGGCCGUGCGCACCCUCUUCCUGCUGGGCACGGCCUCCAAGCAGGAGGAGCGGGCCCACUACCAGCAGCUGCUGGCCUUCGAGGACCGGCUCUACGGUGACAUCCUGCAGUGGGACUUCCUGGACACCUUCUUCAACCUGACGCUGAAGGAGGUGCACUUCCUCAAGUGGCAGGACGCCUUCUGCCCCGGCGUGCGCUUCAUCUUCAAGGGGGACGAUGAUGUCUUUGUCAGCCCCGACAACCUGCUGGAGUUCCUGGCCGACCAGCGGCCCGAGGACAACCUCUUCGUGGGCGACGUGCUCUUCCGCGCACGGCCCAUCCGCAAGAAGGACAACAAGUACUACAUCCCGGGCGCGCUCUACAGCAAGAACGUGUACCCGCCCUACGCGGGCGGCGGGGGCUUCCUCAUGGCCGGCGGGCUGGCGCGCCGCCUCUUCCGCGCCUCCCAGGGCCUGGAGCUCUACCCCAUCGACGACGUCUUCCUGGGCAUGUGCCUGCAGGCGCUGGGCGUGCGGCCCACGGCGCACAUGGGCUUCAAGACGUUCGGCAUCAUGCGGAACAAGAGCAGCGCCCUCAACAAGGAGCCCUGCUUCUUCCGCUCCAUGCUGGUGGUGCACAAGCUGCUGCCGGCCGAGCUGCUGCGCAUGUGGGAGCUGGUGCACGGCAACCUCACCUGCUCCCGCAAGCUGCAGGUGCUCUAGCUACUGCCCUGGGCUGGACCGGCAGCUGGGGAGCCCCCCCCCCCCCCCCCCCCCCCCCCGUUCCCACAAGCCACUGGGACCUCAGGUAAUGGGCAGGCUCGGGCCCUGGGGUCAGGGGCCGGGUCCCCAAGCCCAAGGUCCCAGCCUUUUAAAAUUUAAGAGAUUCACCUUCCCCCCGAGUCGGGGAUGGGGCAGGUGGAUGAUGACUGGGGGGGACCCGGUGUUCCCUCUGGCUCUCACAGCGGCUCCCCAGGUACAACCCUGGCAAUGUUCGGUCCCGGGGAGCAGGCCUCAGGUGUCUGGCCUUGCAGGCUGAGGCUGGCCUAGGCCCCAGGGACCCCUGAGGCCCUUCCACAAACAAAACACCUCCACUAAGUGUCCCCCACAGUGUGCCCGCUGAGCGGGACCCCCACGGGCUCGCCCAGAGCAUGAGCCUCUCAUUGCCUUGAGAAGUAAAGCUGUUCAACUACCUCAAAGGCUCCCCUCUCUGGAAACCUUUCGGGCCUGGGGUGCUGGAUGUCCCAGCCAAUGACUCCCAAGCCUCCAAGAGCUGCCGGGAGCCGGGCCGAGCCUGGCCCCGGCCACACUGCCCUCCUGUGGACAGGUGUGGACACCCGGGGCCAGUGACCGGGAGUUGGCGUUUCUUAGCUACUGUGAAGUUUUAUUUAUGAAGGCCUUUAGAGUGGGCAGAGAAUCCCGGCCACACGGGUGCCCCCUUUCCACAUGCCCACGUUGCUCCGACUCCACAGGCCAGCACGGGACAGAAACCUCGGUCUCUGGAGGAAGCGCCUCCUCGUCCUCCCCUCCUGCUCCCCGGAUCUUGGGGAUGGGGGGGGGGGGGGCUGCAUUUGAUGGUAUGUGUGUGAGGAGGGUCUCCCGGGUGACCUCAACCCUACCCAACCUGGGAGCCAAAUGUACAGAUCCCAGUUCACAGCCUAGUUUUGCUAUUAAAAAAUGAACGGUGAAAAAUCACGUGGUCCUGGCUUGGCUUCCUCCUGCAGCCCCAGC
This is a messenger RNA of Sarcophilus harrisii (Tasmanian devil), 2955 nucleotides long. RefSeq names its product UDP-GlcNAc:betaGal beta-1,3-N-acetylglucosaminyltransferase 7 (gene B3GNT7). NCBI's taxonomy places the organism in Eukaryota, Metazoa, Chordata, Mammalia, Dasyuromorphia, Dasyuridae. Bases 1 to 1947 code for a protein of 648 amino acids. The transcript is spliced from 5 exons. Gene Ontology annotation, molecular function: hexosyltransferase activity. Gene Ontology annotation, cellular component: membrane. The record is from RefSeq and is a predicted model, not a curated record.